AGGAUGUGAAAAGAUAAAGUACUGCCUGGAAUGUAAAAGAUAACGGACCUUCUCGGAGAUGCGGUUGAUUGUGCCAAUAUUGACUUUGUCACUAGUGUAUGCUUUAUUAGGCAACACCAAGUGGACACCCUGCUCAUCAAGAAUCUGUAAGACGGACUACACCGACAAGAUAUCAGCGAUCAACUUCACCCUGAGUUACUCCACUAAGUUUAACUUCAAGAUUGUGUGGGAUUUGAAGUACAGGACGGAUACAGAUGGAGGGUGGAAACAUGUCACUGGACUUCCACUAACUUUCUCGAAGAACUCUCCCCUCUCGUUUGGUUGUCAGCCAAAGAUAAUGAAGGUCGAUGUUCAUGAUGGAGACAAUUCUGAUUCAAUUGAGGUAAAGUUGACGAAAUCUCCCGCUCUGUUUGCGUACAGUUUGGGGUCCCCCUGGAACUUUACACACGAGGUGAACCUAGAGGAGUGUGACCCAGACAUAAGAUUUACAGGCGUAGUGCAGAAAGUAAAAUUCUACCCUCUUCUUCGUACAGACAAGAUAAAAUUCGUUGGAUUGCUAUGUGAAUUUAAAGAAAAAGACUUCGGAACAGUCUGCAAAUUUGGUCCAAGAGGAAGAACAAAAGUGCAGUCAAAGUUGGACCUCGACCUAUUGAAAACUAACCUUAACAAAUACGAUCAGAUUAGAUUUAGUGUGAUGGACGGAAGAAAAUUCGUGAAGAUGUACAUCCUAUCAAUAGGAGAAAACGGAGAGACCGUAUCUUCGUUACCAGGGAGUUGUAAAGAUUCUGAAAAUAGGGCUCUUCCGAAUCUUGUGAAUGGAAACUAUACUAUCUCUUUCAAUUCUGAUCCGAACGAAAGAACUACCACUCUGUCGAUAGAAGUCGUUAGAAGAGGCCCCGAAAAAAACUCAGACAGCACGAACUUCACAUGUGACCCGGUUUGUGAGCUUGAGGACGACAACAGCUGUUUGAAAAAUAAGAGCUACACUGUUAUUGUCAAGAUAUUGCUGAGAGACGUGAUAAGUGACCUGAAAAUGGAGACAAAAGAAAGAAACUGUCCGGAAGAUAUGAAAUGGGUGGAGGGUAGAGGGUGUCAGUGUACCACACCCCUCAGUUACCUCAACUAUACUUAUUGUGUGCCUUGUACCCCGGGCAAACUCUGCUCACCUCUAGGUAGGACACGUGCUUAUUUUCAGAUGGUUAGAAAUGUUCACAGUAUUUUCUAUUUCCAUGGAAUUAUAAAGUAUUUCAAAUCUUAAUCAUGUUAAUAUUAUCCUAUAAUAUUAAAGUAUUAAAUACUAAUCUAUGUGUGCAUAUUAAGUUGAUAACGUUGGGAUCGUUAUCACUUAAUUAUGCCGCUAAUAUUAUCGAAUUAGUUUAUCAUAACAUAAUAUUAUAUUAGUUAGAAGAAUUUAGUUUCGUGAGAAUUUAGUUUCGUAAGCAUUGAAAUUUUACUUUAUAUAUAAAAAGCAUUUUAAUGCACUCCUUUUACUUCCGCACGAUGCUGAAAAACAGAAGAACCGGAUGAUAUGACCGUGUGUAAUGUUAACUUCCAACUUCCCUCCGUCUUUGGAAUGCACUCGGUAUUAUAAAGUAAUAUUAAG
This is a messenger RNA of Bolinopsis microptera, 1603 nucleotides long. RefSeq lists its product as uncharacterized. The transcript has 8 exons. Lineage: Eukaryota; Metazoa; Ctenophora; Tentaculata; Lobata; Bolinopsidae. Bases 59 to 1258 code for a protein of 399 amino acids. The record is from RefSeq and is a predicted model, not a curated record.